Centruroides sculpturatus (bark scorpion) is the source of this 1452-nucleotide messenger RNA. RefSeq lists its product as uncharacterized. The record is from RefSeq and is a predicted model, not a curated record. Lineage: Eukaryota; Metazoa; Arthropoda; Arachnida; Scorpiones; Buthidae. The coding region runs from base 57 to 404 and encodes 115 amino acids. The transcript is spliced from 2 exons.
CGUUCUUCGGCUUCUAAUCGUUUCGAAGAAAGCCGAGUCGGAAUCAUAUAAAAAUAAUGAAGACGAGUCCUCUCGACCAGAAACUGAAGAGGAUGAGACAAAAAUCUGUACAGACACUACGCCCAAGACCUGGAAAACGCGACAUGAACAAACCAAGAGGUUCUCCAGCAAUUGCCGAAAGUUUAUAUGAAAUUAAGCAGCGAUAUGAAGAUACUGCCUUGGUUCUGUUUCGUGAACGAUUUAACAAGCCAAGACCCUUAAGCUUUCUUAGUUAUGGUGAGAGUAGAAAAUCAUAUGCAUAUAGCUGUUAUGGAAAUUCUGCCAUUAUUGUUCAUAAACGUGGAAAUCAAGUAACGAAAUCAGACGAAAAAUCUAUAGAAAGUCAGAUUUGUGUCAUUUUAUAAUUGUUAAACUUGUAUAAAACUUUUAUUUUUCAUUGACUCAUCAUAUCAUUUAGUAUCUAGUCAUUAAAUGAUUAUUACAUUUAAAUCAAAAUAUCUUGUUGCUCAUUAUAAGCUCAGUAUUAAAAGUUGACAAGUGUUUUCCUUUAUUUUUUUAAACUGAUGAUUAAAAUAUUCAAACUUCAUUAUUGAAAGUUUAGUAUAUUUAAAAAGUUUCAAUACUGAAGUUUACUUUGUAUUUUAAUUAAAUUGUGGAACUUGCCAGAUUUGGAUUUGUUAAAAAUGCAUUGAUUUAUUUUAAUAGCGUAUAUUUUUAUUAUAUAUCGGAGCAAUUUAUAUUAGAUUCCAUAUACGAAUAUAUCAACAAUUAAAAAGAUGUAAAAUAAUAAUUCUCUAUUUGGUAUUUAAAAACAGGAUAUUCAAGUCCAUCCGUCCUUUAAAAUUAUUGCUCAUUAUUUUAAAUGAACUCAAUUUUGUGUUUAUUCAGCUUUAAGUGAUUUAUUAAUAAUUCAAAAACUAAGAUCAUAAAUUGAAGUGUUUACUGUAUAUUAAUAAUAUAUUAAUAAUUUUGGAUAAGAUAAUUUGGUAAUACAAUAAAACCUUGCUAAUUUGCACUAGGCUGAACUAAUGUUGGAACCCUAUUAGUCCAAAUUAGUGAGGUUCUACUGUACUUAAUUUUUGUUUCUAAAAGCAAUAGAAUUUAUGUAGCUUAAAGUUUAAAAAAAUUCUCUAAAUAUUUAGUUUUUAAAAGAAUAAAUAUCUUAAAAAUAUACCUGUUUGAAAUAAUAAUUUUGGUAAAUAAUUUAAUGUUUAUAAGACAGCUGAAUUAAUAUAUUUAAAGUAUCACAUAUGAUGGAUUAAUAUCAGUAAACUACUAUCAAUGCUAUUUUAAUAAAAAGUUGUUGUUUUUAAAUUUUCAUAAUUUGAAAAAGGCUCAAACACUUAAAUACAAGGAAUGGAAAUGUAUUUAAAGAAAAUGAGACUGUAGUAUUUUAAAAUAUAGUAUUAGCUGAACAAAAUAUUAAUUAUUUUAGCUGUUAAAAUAUUAAAA